AGAAGUGUCAAGUCUGUUUUCGUUUGGGAAGAGGAUACCGAAGCAGGAUCAAGGAAGAUUUAAAGGGCCAGGCUGAUUGUUUUUCUUAAUGGUAUGUCUUAAUGGGGUGGUAAAGUGGUUUCAGAGAGAGGCUGUUAUUUAUUGUUGGUGAGGAUGGGGGUGGACCGCAAGACCUCUGGACAACUGUCUCAUGUUGUUGUCUUUGUUAACCUUUACUAAGGGGCAUGGUCUGUUAUUAUAGGGUUUCCUGUUUUUUCACAUGACUUAGGUCCCAUAGGCCCUGCAGGGUCCUAGGUUGUGGGGUCAUUUUUGGGGCAGGAGGGGGAUUUUGACUCUAAGGUUACUUUUCUUCAUCCCAGCAGGCAUCUGGAGGUGGCUCUGGUCACUGCAGGGCCACUAGGGGGUCGGCUUGCUUGUCUCAUCCUCCCCUUGCGUAGUCUGUUUCCCAAAAGCCAUGUCCAGGCCCUCGCUCAUCACCUUCACCCCGGCCACUGACCCCAGCGACCUCUGGAAAGAUGGGCAGCAGCAGUCACAGCCUGAAGAGCUAGAGCCCACCCUGGAUGGGGCUGCAGCCCGGGCUUUCUAUGAGGCCUUGAUUGGGGAUGAGAGCAGUACCUCUGAACCCCAGAGAGCUCAGCCUGAGCCUGCCAGUGAGAGAAAGAGGAAGAAAAGAAGAAUGAUGAGGGAGGCUGCAGCAGGAGCAUCAGGAGGACAUGGACAAAGGAGAUCCCUUGAGGCUGAGGACAAGAUGACCCAGUGGAUACUGAGGGCAGCCCAGGAGGGGAAUGUGGCAGAACUAAGAAGGCUGUUGGAUCCCCAGGAAGCAGGGGGAGCUGGAGGGAAUAUCAAUGCUCGGGAUGCCUUCUGGUGGACUCCUCUGAUGUGUGCUGCCCGAGCAGGCCAGGGGGCGGCUGUGCGCUAUCUCCUGGGCCGUGGGGCUGCUUGGGUGGGGGUCUGUGAGCUGGGUGGCAGGGAUGCUGCUCAGCUGGCCGAAGAAGCAGGCUUCCCUGAGGUGGCCCGCAUGGUCAGAGAGAGCCACGGAGAGACGAGGAGUCCAGAGAAUCGGUCCCAAUCCCCUUCCCCCCAGUACUGUGAGAGCUGUGACGCCCACUUCCAAGACUCUAACCACCGCACAUCCACUGCUCACCUGCUGUCACUGUCUCGGAAUCUCCAGCCCCCCAACCUGCCCCUUGGGGUGCCCACCUCCAGCCCAGGCUUCAAGAUGCUGCUGAGGGAGGGCUGGGAGCCUGGAAUGGGGCUGGGACCGCGGGGCGAGGGCCGCGCCAAUCCCAUCCCCACUGUCCUCAAGAGGGACCAGGAAGGAUUAGGCUACAGAUCAGUGCCCCAGCCCCGAGUCACACACUUCCUGGCUCGGGAUACCCGGGCUGUGGCUGGGAGGGAGAGAGCCCCUCGGGUGAUCACACUGAGUCGGAGGGAGGAGAGAAGGCAGGAGGAGAAGGACAGGGCCUGGGAGCGGGAUCUGAGGACAUACAUGAACCUUGAGUUCUGACCUUAGCAAGGUCUGACUCUGGUCUGCUGCUCAAGUCUGAAGUUGGGCUUUUGAACUGGACAUUUUGGCUUCUAUUUCCUAAGGUCUGCCCAGGUCCUAGACCCUCAGGUUUUGGUCAGUGGGCUCUGCCUUUGGGAGAGAGGGGCUGAGAGUUGAGAAAUAAAUAAACCUUCUCCCUC
Messenger RNA from Ceratotherium simum simum (southern white rhinoceros), 1689 nucleotides. The record is from RefSeq and is a predicted model, not a curated record. Lineage: Eukaryota; Metazoa; Chordata; Mammalia; Perissodactyla; Rhinocerotidae.